GGCAGCCAUUCAGCCAGCCAGCCAGUUACGUGGCCGCUUUCCCCCUUUAGAGGGUAGCAGUCGUGGCUUCACGUUUCCGCCGUAGACACGCCAAGUCUUGACCGCAUUUUCAAACCCCGCACCCGUGGAAACCAGUCGACAUCUGGACGAUUUUCCGAGGAUUUCCGGAUCUCCUGAAACCCGUGGUCAGGAUUCCAGAGGAUAUUCCAGUGGAUUCCAGUGGAUUCCAGCCCUUUGAGGACCUGUGGAGACGAUGGGGCCAAUUUUUUUUCAAUUUCAGGAACUGGGCGAUGGAAGCCGUGGAUUCCCCGUAGUUGCCGUUCCCGUGGAGGCCCCGAGGAUCAACUACGGGCUUUACCUUUCGGCCUUUGGACAUUUUUGUCCCCUCAUCUACCCUGGGGCAAUGGAGGACCUGAUGGAUGGAUCCGAGGAGGAGGACGACGAUGAAUCCGUGGAGGACGAUGGACCCGUGGAUGAUGAUGAUGAUGGUUAUGGAACCGAGGAGGAGGAUGACGAGGAUAUGGAUGGAUUUUGGGAUGCCCAUCGGAAAAAGCGGCGCUGGUGGAACAAGGCGUUGCGGAAAUGUCCGGGAAGAUGUCGUCCGUCAAGCCAACCACCACUCUGUUGACCACAUGGGAUUGUCGCUUAAUUGCCCGUCAGUGAUGCCCACCACCCAGACCGUAGUCCAAGCCAUGCAUGCUCUCCUAAGUUCGAAGACAAGCUCAGUCUCUUGGCAUCCAGCCUUGAAACGGCCUGCCCAACAUUGAUUGCUCCUCAAUCCAAUCUCUGAAGUGGUGGUGUGAAGGGAUUUCACUUCAAUGUGUGUUUGAGCAAGUCAAGUCCGUACUUGCCUCACCACUCAAUUUGGGAAUAUGCCAGCUGGGAACCAAGACCAUCCUCCAAACGGAUGGGUCCAAGUUCAAGGGCCUUGGGUUUGCACUCCUGCAACGCCAUGAGGGUGAGUGGAAACUCUUUCAAUGUGGAUCUCGUUUGUUGAAGGAUACCGAGAGUAGACUUGCCACCCUCGAGCUCUUAGAAGUUUAGGCAUAAACCACUUAAAAUUAUGGACGUACCUCAAUGACCAAGACUAGCCAUCAGGGCUGCACCAAGAGCCUUGUCAUGAUGCAGGUUCGUCCUGUCCACAGCUUUCUUGAAGCUCGAGAAAACGCAAUUUUCAACCUAUGCCUGCCAGCCAGCCCUUAUAUAUCUUGACCAACAAAUCGGGCGAAAGUUUCUACACACAGCCUCAAUGUACUUGCGGCUGCAUUGGCUUUUUGGUAUGACGAGUCUUGGCCGAGGUACGUCCAUAAUUUUCAGUGGUCUUUGGCUUAGGUUAUCGACUGAGCCAAUAAGAGAGGAUAGAAUUUGUUUGGCAGGUUUGGGGAAGAGAUGAAUUCAUAUGGACUGUAGUGUUUCAAUUGGCAUGGCUCCUCUUGAUCGACCCGAUCGACCCGAUCGAAUACUAACUAGAUGUUGUAGCUCACGAAAAGACUUUCAUUACACUUCACUUCAUUGUUGCGUUUCCUUGAAAUCACGCUUGCCAUAGGCUUCCUACGCUACACAAAAUAGGGGUUGUUUACGUUCUGCACUUCAGAGGGCGCUUUGUGAGCCAGCUUCUACCAAUUCAAGGGUCGAUUAUUCUUGUUUGAAUUAGCAUGCAUUUGAGUCACUUGUUUUGAUGCCAUAUCAAGAAUAGUUUGUUUCGUAAUCUACCAUGCCUCUUCCCAACCUCGUUUAGGCUGUCAAAUUUGUGGGAAAAUGGGCCCCUUCUAUUAAACAAGAUCAAAGGUCUUGGAAAAAGAGUCUUUACUUUCCAUUUGAUUUUCUGUUUAACUUGCUC
This is a messenger RNA of Tigriopus californicus, 1840 nucleotides long. RefSeq lists its product as uncharacterized. The record is from RefSeq and is a predicted model, not a curated record. The transcript has 2 exons. NCBI's taxonomy places the organism in Eukaryota, Metazoa, Arthropoda, Copepoda, Harpacticoida, Harpacticidae. The coding region runs from base 254 to 628 and encodes 124 amino acids.